This is a messenger RNA of Pelobates cultripes (western spadefoot toad), 387 nucleotides long. NCBI's taxonomy places the organism in Eukaryota, Metazoa, Chordata, Amphibia, Anura, Pelobatidae. The record is from the annotation of a GenBank genome assembly.
AUGGCAGUGGCUCACAGCACUUCGACAUCUAUUCCUGCACCACGGAGCACCUUCGAGCUGCAGUCACGCCACCCGUCCUGGUGGAAAACCCCAAGGCAGGGUAUCGAUAGAUACAUCGACCACCUCGGUCCGGGAGAGAGAGAGAGACCAUCUGCCCGAAACAGACGCCCACAGGCAGGCCAGGUGCAGGAUGCGCCAAGCCACGGCGGACUUCUGCUAAGUGGACCUACCCAAACAUCUACACGCUGGUCAAGUGUGGUACUUACCUGGACACCAAGCCUGACAAAUGAAUAUCUACCAAGAACAGAGGAGUGCCUGCGACUUCUGAAUGGACCGGACGGUCUCCACUACCCUUAUAAGGCGCUGAACUGCUGUGUUACCAGAUAA